Molecule: messenger RNA, 1695 nt
Organism: Salvia splendens (bonfire salvia)
Lineage: Eukaryota; Viridiplantae; Streptophyta; Magnoliopsida; Lamiales; Lamiaceae
Exons: 4
Coding region: 581-1138 (185 amino acids)
Source: RefSeq, a predicted model, not a curated record
UUUUCCUUAGUAGCAAGAAUAUGGUUAGGGCUUGAUUGAUUGGUAGUAAUACGUCCGAUAGAGAUAUUUAUAUAGGCUUUUCUAGCUGAUUGAUAGGAAUGUUAGUCUCCCGGGUUUAUUUUCUUGACCCGCUAAAAUUUUGUUUAUUAUCUACCAUUCACAGAAUAGGCAAUAUCACCAACACCCUUCCGAUAGUGUGAAACCCAAAUUUACCAAUAGAAUUUAGGGCACUUUGCAGACCAUUUUGCCCUUCAAUUCCUCUUCUUCUUCUUUGUUGUGGCCUCACCCCAAAUUGAAGUGAGAGCUCCAACACUUGAGUUUCUCCAGCUGUGGCCAUAAGAGGACGAUCGAUUUAGAGGCGAAGGUAUUAGCGUAGAAAUGACAAACGAACUAACUCAGACUAAGGUUGCACGUCGGCGGAAAAAGCUUUCAUACUUCAUGCUAGUGCUAGAGGAGAUAUUUACAAGCCAUUGCUCGAGCGCAUUCCGGCGAAUGUACACCACAUCAACAGAUUGGUUGGUGUAACUGAUCGGUCAUGCAUGGAUAAUCUACGCAUGGAUAGGAACACAUUCGGUCGACUAUGCCGUUUAUUGAAGGAUGUCAGUGGUCUUUUGUGGAUAAGAAGUUUGUCACCGUUGAAGAAAUGGUAGCAAUGUUCUUGGGUAUACUAACUCACCACAAUAAAACUCGUGUGGUUGGUUUCCAUUUUCUCCGCUCAUCGCAGACCGUUUCUUGCUACUUGUACGUUGUCUUAUAUGGAGUGCUAAAGCUUCAUGAGAUUUUGCUAGUGAAAUCUGAAUCUGUUGAUGAAAAUUGCAUCGACGCAAGGUGUAAGUGGUUUAAGGGUUGUCUAGGAGCAUUGGACACGACAUAUAUCAACGUUUGUGUUCCUGCCACAGAUCUUCCCAGAUAUCGCAAUAGGAAAGGACAAAUAGCCACCAACACAUUGGCUGUAUGUGACCACCGUCUAAGAUUUGUCUAUGUGUUACAUGGGUGGGAUGGAUCUGCCGGGGACUCGAGGAUAUUGCGAGACGCACUCAGUAGACCACUUGGCUUCAAAGUACCAAGAGGACAAUACUAUUUGUUUCGAAUAGUGAAGGCUUUAUCACUCCAUACAAAGGAGUUAGAUACCAUUUGAAAGAAUGACGACCCUCUUGUCAAGCCCCUCAGACACCGGCAUAAUUGUUCAACAUGCGCCAUACCAAGGCUCAAAACAUCAUAGAGCGAGCCUUUGCUGUGAUGAAAAUGCGCUGGGGGAUUCUUCGCAGUGCAAGCUAUUAUCCUAUUGAUGUGCAAACAAAUCUUAUCAGUGCUUGUUUUUUGGCUCCACAAUUUCAUUCGCGGUCAAAUGGAUAUUGAUCCUCUUGAAGUGCAAAUGGAUAGCCAAGGGGACAAUGGCAGUCGAUCUGAUCCUGAUGAUGAUCGAGUGGAUUUCAUACAGAGCAUCGAACCUACCACCCCUUGGGCUAAGAAGAGAGACGAUUUAGCAGCUGAAAUGUGGCUUGAUUUCAGUUCAUAAUUUGUUGAUGAAACUGUGUACUACUUAAGAACUUGUUUUCAUUUUGAUUUUAGGAUUUUCGAUAUAUUCCUGAUGGUACUUUGAAAUAGACAGAAUUUUAUAUGCACUAGUUGAUUUUAUGGAAGCUACUGAUCCAUUAUAAAUUGCUACCAAUUCUAAUUUUCUUGGGACUACCA